CCCCAGCUGCCGAACAGCAUUGGCGCCGUGCCCCUAAUACAACGCGCUGAGCCCCAGGAGCACCCGUCGAACGAGCAUGCACCCUCUCAGCCCAGGGGACGACGUCAAGCGUGCUCUCUUCGGGGCUGGCUGCGCUUACCUGCUGCUCGGCGCUUGCCUGCUGCUCAGCGUGCUGGCGCAGGGGCUGCUGCAGCGCAUGGUGGUGCCGCUGAGACAGGCUCGAGGACCUUUCGAGACUGACUGGAAAGACGAGGGCAUUAACUCCGAUGCGCAGCAGGCGGCGCCGGAGUUUCAGAGGACAAAACUGUCCAUGAUCAAGUCGCUGCUGCCCAUCGCCCAUCUCGCCAGCAUGAUCUGCGUCUCAGCCAUGUGGCGGGGGGGCACGCUGCCUACGUCGUUUCUUCAGAACUGCAGCGCACUCGCAAACGCCACAAUUUGGAUGGUCACCUGGAAAUUUCCGUCCGCACUCACACCAGGCUCUGCCAACUGGAUAUACUCGGCGAUGAUGGCUAUCCUGAGCGCCACGGUGUGGCCAAUCGCCGUUUCUGCGGACGCAGUCAUGAUGUACGCCGGUGCCACCUGGGUCGUCGCUCUUGGUUUGAGCAUGGCGUUCUUGAACCCAUGGCUGAAUGCGGUCUGGAUCUUCGUCAUCAACGCGAUAUGUUGUCUCUCUUUGGUUGUUGGUCAGCGGGGUAGUGGCCAGUGUGCCAGCGCAGAUCCUCUUAUAGAGUCGCUGCAACUCUCAACAAUCUCCGUGGUCACUGUGCUGUGCAUUUUUGUUUUCGAUCGCUUGUUGUACCAACUCUAACGCGGCUGGAGCUGGAGGCGCAGUCCUCGCGCAACGAGCUAGCCGCUACCCAGUCCGUGCUGCGGAGCAUCUGCGACGUGGUUGUGGUGGUGGAUCACGCGCUACAGCUCAGGCAAGACUCGCCAGGGUUGCGCAGCACGCUUCUUCUUAACCAGCGCCAGUCCGCGCGGCAGGAGGACAUGCGCAGCUUCCUGGCGUCUGCCGAGGAUCGUGCCCAGUUCGACAAGCAGACGGCGGCAGCCGCGGCCGCGGGGCAGCCCGUCGGCAGACCGCCUCGUCUGAGCGCUGCGUUCCAUGUGUCAGUGAAGGAUAGAGAGCCAGCAGUUCCAUCUCGUGGGCAUCCGCGAGCAGCAGGCCGGGGAACGCGCGGCGGAGCUCCUGAGGUAGGAGGGCAAGGCGGGACCACUCUUGACGAACGGCCUGCCCUGUGACGAGGGAGACGAGCGAGUCCGCUCGUCCUCGCCCUUGUCUUCUGGCAGCUCGCCCGCUAGGAACCUCGAGGACGCCAACGUCAGUGCCUGCGUGGAUACGUUGAGUCCAGCAUGGAAGAUCGAUAGUGUCACCGGCGCGUUCCAGACGCACAUGAGGCUCUCCGAGGAGGACGACGGCUUCCUCACGCUGGUGAAAAUCAGCCAGAGAAAACGGCUCAUCUCCUUCGUCCACUGUGCGUACUUCCAGCACGAGGAUAGGAUCGCUCCGGCCACGGCCACCUUGGGGGACCCCAUCUUGCUGCGCUCGGCGUACAUGCGCCGCCUGAACCUCUGCCUCUGCGCGUCCUUGGAGCUGGACUGGUGCCCCUCCCCUUGCCCACUGUCGCAGGGCAAGAAGAUACUUGUUCGCAUGACCCUUGUCGAGAUCAGCUGGGUCAGCAGCCGUCGGUAUGGGCCCCGCGCGGUGGGCGAUGGGCACCCGGACGCCACACCCCGCUUUCUUAAGGUCUCUGCUGCUGUCCCAUCCAUCCCGCGUAAUCUAGAGGUUACGGUGUAGGGCCUUGCGGUCUAUGGUCUAGGACACAGAGCGCAGGACAUGGAGUCUGUUGAAUAAGACGAUGGGCAGUGCGGCCCCCGUCCAGGAUCUUCAGGGUGGGCAAGGAGCGGCAGAGGAGCACGGGGUCGAGGACGGGGGCCGGAGAAUGGAGACACGACGACCGUUGGCGGGCUUGUUGGCUCGUUGCGUUCCCGCUGUCCGCCCCCUUGCGCGCCUCGCACUUGUCGCUGACACGAGGCAGGCGCCCUUCUCGAGGCUCGAAGACGUACUGAGUACUGUUUCGCUACCGUGGAGCGGGGGCGCUCCUAAGUAUCAGCUCCGUCGGAGUCUGCGCUCGCUCGUCGCAACCUAUCCAGUCGCCUACGGCGAAUGCACCACCCUGCACACCGUUCCUUGUGCCGCAGGCCAUACAUGCGAGUCAAACUUGCUCGCACACGAGUUGCGCCCAUGUUUGUUGUAGUUGAUUUGGCCACCAACCCGACAAAGAGCAUUGUUUCUUUGGUCGCAAUUGUGGGAAACAGGUUCUGGUACCUUCUUGGAAAUAUCGUGUUAUGUUGCUCCCAACUGUUCGCGCACGCGUCGAUUUGCCUACGGACGUUACGAUCUAGGUUCCCGUGCAUGCUCGGUCACAUCGGCUUGUCACGGCACCACUGCAUGGGGCCCGUCUAGCGCAGCCGAGUUCGAGCCAUUCUUCGAGAGCGUUUUUGCCCCAUGAGACGUCGCCAAUGUAAGCAGCUUGGGCGCUGUCUUCGCAUCGACGCUGCCCUACCCGGCAUGCUGUCUCGAAAGCGAGUGUUCGCAUUCGGGACAAUUGUUUUCAGGCGUCCGGGAUGUGGUGUGUGUGUGUGUGUUUGUUUGUGUGUGUGUGUGUGUGUGUCUGAAGGGGUGCUCUGCACCAGGAUCCACUUCACCACAAAGCUUGCACAAAUUGCCUUUCACUUCCACAGUGCACGACUUUCUGUUCGGUGUCCACGCCGAAUCACGACGUGUCCAAUUAGCGUUUCGCUUGGUUAUGUUUCCCACGAGGCAGCGUCGGUUGUGGUGUAAUCCGCACGGCGUAGCUGCACACCGUUCCCUGUGCCGCAGGCCGUACAUGCGAGCCAAAUUUGCUCGCACACGAGUCGCGACCAUGUUUGGUAGUUGAUUUGGCCACCAACCCGACAAAGAGCACUCUUUCUUUGGUCGCAAUUGUGGGAAACAGGUUCUGGUAUCUUCUUGGAAAUAUCGUGUUAUGUUGCUCCCAACUGUUCGCGCACGCGUCGACUUGCCUACGGACGCGACGAUCUAGGUUCCCGUGCAUGCUCGGUCACAUCGGUUUGUCACGGCACCACUGCAUGGGGCCCGUCUAGCGCAGCCGAGUUCGAGCCAUUCUUCGAGAGCGUUUUUGACCCAUGAGACGUCGCCAAUGUAAGCAGCUUGGGCGCUGUCUUCGCAUCGACGCUGCCCUACUCGGCAUGCUGUCUCGAAAGCGAGUGUUCGCAUUCGGGACAAUUGUUUUCAGGCGUCCGGGAUGCGGUGUGUGUGUGUGUGUGUGUGUGAAGGGGUGCUCUGCACCAGGAUCCACUUCACCACAAAGCUUGCGCAAAUUGCCUUGCACUUCCACAGUGCACGACUUUCUGUUCGGUGUCCACGCCGAACGCCGAAUCACGACGUGUCCAAGUAGCGUUUCGUUUGGUUAUGUUUCCCACGAGGCAGCGUCGGUUGUGGUGUAAUCCGCACGGCGUAGCUGCUCACCGUUCCCUGUGCCGCAGGCCGUGCAUGCGAGUCAAAUUUGCUCGCACACCACGACUCGCGCCCGUGUUUGGUAGUUGAUUUCGCCACCAACCCUACCAGGAGCAUGGCCUCUUUGAUGGCAACUGUAGGAAGCAUUCUAUCCUUGGAGGAGAAA
Molecule: messenger RNA, 3683 nt
Organism: Prorocentrum cordatum
Lineage: Eukaryota; Dinophyceae; Prorocentrales; Prorocentraceae
Source: the annotation of a GenBank genome assembly